GGACGAGGGGCCGGGGCGGGACACCGCGCACUACCCGAGGCGCAGCCGCAGUGGGAGAGGAUCCCGGCGCCAGGACCUGGAGCUCCGGAGAGCCACGGUUGCCAUGAGCCCAGUGGACCUUUCCCGCGUGGGCGCUUGCGUCCUGAAACAUGCAGUGACCGGGGAGACGGUGGAGUUGCGGAGCCUGUGGCAGGAGCAGGCGUGUGUGGUGGCCGGGCUGCGGCGCUUUGGCUGCAUGGUGUGCCGCUGGAUCGCCCGGGACCUCAGCAAUCUCCAGGGUGUCUUGGACCAGCACGGCGUGCGCCUGCUGGGCGUCGGGCCCGAGACCCUGGGCCUACAGGAGUUCCUGGACGGUGGUUACUUUUCCGGAGAACUUUACCUGGAUGAGAGCAAGCAGUUUUACAAGGAGCUGGGCUUCAAGCAGUACAACAGCUUGAGCAUCCUUCCAGCUGCCCUGGGGAAGCCUGUGCGUGACGUUGCUGCCAAGGCCAAGUCUCUUGGCAUCCAGGGGAACCUGUCUGGAGACCUGCUGCAGAGUGGAGGGCUGCUGGUCGUCAACAAAGGUGGUGACAAAGUUCUGUUGCAUUUUGUCCAAAAGUCCCCGGGUGAUUAUGUGCCCCAGGAGAGCAUCCUGCAGGCUCUGGGCAUCUCGGCAGAGGUCUGCACCAGUGAACCACCUCAGUGUGACGAGGAGGUGUGUAGGAGGUGAAGACUCUGACCUCUGAUCUGGAGGCGUCUGCUGCCCUAGGUGUGCUGAGAAUCACACUGGAAGAUUCAUCGUGGAGUUGUUGGGCUAGGGUGCUGGACUGCUCUGGUCCUCAGGCAACAAAGAGCCAUUAAAACU
Molecule: messenger RNA, 844 nt
Organism: Sciurus carolinensis (gray squirrel)
Lineage: Eukaryota; Metazoa; Chordata; Mammalia; Rodentia; Sciuridae
Gene: Prxl2b
Product: peroxiredoxin like 2B
Exons: 7
Coding region: 104-709 (201 amino acids)
Source: RefSeq, a predicted model, not a curated record